Molecule: messenger RNA, 768 nt
Organism: Fusarium venenatum
Lineage: Eukaryota; Fungi; Ascomycota; Sordariomycetes; Hypocreales; Nectriaceae
Product: ribonuclease T2-like protein
Biological process (GO): RNA catabolic process
Cellular component (GO): extracellular region
Molecular function (GO): ribonuclease T2 activity; RNA binding
Source: RefSeq, a predicted model, not a curated record
AUGACCUUCACUAAAGCUCUUGUCCCGCUUGCGCUCUUCCUUGCCAAGGCGCAAGCUGAUGCAUUCUCAUCAUGCCCGAAUGACUUGCCGCUUUCUUGCCACAACACGACUGCUGUAGAAGACACUUGCUGCUUUGUCCCCGCUGGCCAGCUCCUCCAAACUCAAUUCUGGGACUCUGAUCCCGCUGGAGGACCUUCGGAUUCAUGGACCAUCCACGGUCUCUGGCCUGACUACUGUGACGGCACAUACCCUCAGUUCUGCGACAAGAGCCGCGAGUACACAGAUAUCAAGUCCAUUGUGUCCAAGUUUCUCGGUAACUCGACACUCUCGUACAUGGACAAGUACUGGGUUAGCGAGGAUGGCAACGAUGAGUCCCUGUGGGAGCACGAGUGGGACAAGCACGGCACUUGCAUCACCACCCUUGAGCCCAGCUGCUACAGCAACUACCAGACCGGUGAGGAGGCAGCGGACUAUGUCAAGAGGACCAUUUCGCUCUUCAAGACUCUGCCCACGUACAAGUGGCUGGCUGAGGCGGGCAUUGAACCAUCCACUGAGAAGACGUUUACCGCGAGCGAGAUUGAGGAUGCACUUGCAUCACAGCACGGUGCUCGUGUUACCAUCGGGUGCAAGGGCAGCUCUCUGAGCGAGGUUUGGUACCACUUCAACGUGCAGGGCUCGCUUCAGGAGGGUGAGUUUGUGGCUUCUGAGCCGGAUGGCAGCAAGAGUUCUUGCCCAGACAACGGCAUCAAGUAUGCACCAAAGAACUGA